GUUCAGCGUUGAUCGCCGCGGAGGGUGCAUCUUUUGACUCGGUUAUAUAAAUUUGAUCUUUUGGUACUGCAUUCGAUGUGGCCUGAUAACCCGAACAUGUCCUAAUUUAUUUUCAAAUCGAUUUAUUAUUGUAUCUACCGAAAAACAGGUUCAUUGCCCUCUGUCGCCGCUGUUGUUGUUGCUGUUACCGUGAGCAGAACUAGACAUCUACCCUGAUUGUAGUGACUCACAGGAAAACGAGCGGAUCAGGUGUUUGAUGGGAAUAUAAUCAAGGGUAGUGUACGGGGGGAAGAAAGAUAUGUCGAUGCACGAUGUUGCUAGGAAAAGAAACUAAACAAGAUUGUCGCGGAAGUCGCAUAUCAGCAGGCGCAUCGUACAUCGGAACGAAGGGCUGGGAUACUGCACGAUAUUUGAUGCAGCCAUGUGCCCCUGAUAUAGCGAACAUGUUUCUCGUCAGGCGCGACGCAAUGCACCCUUAAUCCUUGUUUUUUACUCUGGACCGUUGGUUGUAAAAUACAAAAGCUUCAGGUGAUAAUAGACUGCAGAUACUUGUUAGCUGCUUACAGUAGCCACCACGCGACGGUUCAGCAGGAGAACGUGCUUGCCAGCUAGCUUGUCCGUCGACUGAAAAUAUUUAACCGAUCCUCGUCUUCCUAUUGUUUCAAAAAUGAGAUGUUGGACACUUAUGGCGGCGAUCGCCCUUGCUACGUCGGGGUUUGUAAGUGGCGGUUAUCACGAGAAGCGGCUGCUAAACGACCUGUUGGAUGCAUACAACGUGCUGGAGCGGCCGGUGGGCAAUGAGUCCGAACCCCUACAGUUGAGCUUCGGCCUUACGCUUAUGCAAAUAAUUGACGUUGACGAGAAGAAUCAGUUGCUCAUUACCAACCUGUGGCUGAAGCUGGAAUGGAAUGACGUGAACAUGAGGUGGAACAUCUCAGAAUAUGGAGGCGUGAGGGACCUUAGGAUACCGCCGCAUCGAUUAUGGAAACCUGAUGUACUCAUGUACAACAGUGCGGACGAAGGAUUCGAUGGUACAUAUCCAACAAAUGUUGUCGUCAAAAGCAAUGGGACUUGCUUAUACGUCCCUCCUGGUAUAUUUAAAAGUACGUGCAAGAUAGAUAUCACCUGGUUUCCCUUCGAUGAUCAGCGUUGUGAGAUGAAAUUUGGCUCUUGGACAUAUGAUGGUUUUCAGCUUGAUUUACAAUUACAAGACGAAGCUGGAGGGGACAUCAGCAGUUUCAUCACCAACGGAGAAUGGGAUCUUUUAGGAGUACCUGGCAAAAGGAAUGAAAUCUACUACAAUUGUUGUCCAGAGCCCUACAUAGAUAUCACAUUUGUUGUCAUUAUAAGAAGAAGGACUCUGUAUUACUUUUUCAAUUUGAUCGUACCUUGUGUCCUAAUUGCUAGUAUGGCAGUUUUAGGUUUCACCUUGCCACCAGAUUCUGGUGAAAAACUUUCGCUCGGAGUAACUAUUCUCUUGUCCCUUACCGUGUUCUUGAAUAUGGUUGCUGAGACAAUGCCUGCAACGUCCGACGCUGUGCCAUUAUUAGGCACAUACUUCAAUUGCAUUAUGUUCAUGGUUGCAAGUAGCGUGGUCAGCACAAUUCUCAUAUUAAAUUAUCAUCAUCGGAAUGCUGACACACACGAGAUGUCCGAUUGGAUAAGAGUCGUCUUCUUAGACUGGUUGCCUUGCAUACUUCGUAUGUCAAGACCAACAGAUAAAGAAGAAAAAGAAACUCAAAAAUCACAAAAACCUUCUCCAGUUACAGGUACUAGCAAGGCAUACGGUGAUUUAGAACUUCACCAAAGGAGUAGUAAGUCUUUGCUGGCUAACGUACUAGAUCUAGAGGACAACGCCUUGGCUUCACAUAACAACUUAUUGAACAACAUCUAUAGUACACCGGGUCCCCACCACCAUACAAUGGGCCACGGACAUAGUCAUAUACAUACGACUCCACAUCACCACCACACGCACGCGACAACGACGCCGCAUCAUCAGCACUCGGCGUCUUUACCGCAUUCUUCUUAUCCACCACAGCAGCUUGGCCAUACUCCACAUCAUCAUUCACAUCCGCAAGAUGCAGGAGCACCGCAAGUAGAAACUAUACUCCAAAGUGCGUGCUUCUGCGCUCGCUAUGAACUUGUCCUAAUAUUGAAGGAGAUUAAGAUAAUCACGGACCAACUGAAGGAGGACGAAGUAAAUACGAAGAUAACAAACGACUGGAAAUUCGCUGCCAUGGUGAUCGACAGAAUGUGCCUAAUCAUUUUUACUCUGUUCACUAUCAUCGCUACUAUCACCGUCCUGUUUUCUGCGCCACAUAUUAUCGUCACGUGAUUCGAAAAUUCAAUGUGGCUGUCAAGAGCGGAAAAAGAAGACGAUGCUCAUAUGGUGAAAAACUGGUUCUUGUUACGGGUAGUAGUCCCAUUGCGUUCGAUUUUUUUUUUUAUAAUUGUCAAAUGUGUCUCUUCGUCAAAAACGAGUGGUAUUUGAUGCGAAACUGCGUUAACAUAGAAAAGCAAUAUAAAAAUGCCUUAGCAAAACCCUUUCAGAUUGACAUGCCCGUGCAAAUAAGUUCGCAUAAACCGUUCACUAGACGUUCAUUAGGAAUCAGCGAAAUUUUUUGUGGAUUCCAUAGACGUCUUGAUAAUUCUUGAUAUAUGUGUCAAAUAUGCACAGAAAAAAGUUGAGAGAGACUUCGAAAUUGUUAAAAGCCAUCUGCAUAUAUAAGUGCAAAAUAUUACUCCCAAUAAACCACAGGAAUAAAACGGACUCGAGGAUAUGCGGCGUUUUUGGGGCGUCUGCAGAAAGACCCCAUGAAGCCAGUGCCUAUCCUUUAAAUAUCUUUGGAGUCCCAAACACUUCCCAUGUCCCCGUUUCCAGCCAAGGUGAAUCAAAUGCCAGAGAAUUUUAUUAUCCGCAUCACUAGUAAAUAGAGGCGAUUAUAAAGGUUUAUAUUAUGAUUAUCUGGCGUUCGGAUGCACUAUUUUCUUA
Belonocnema kinseyi is the source of this 2992-nucleotide messenger RNA. RefSeq names its product neuronal acetylcholine receptor subunit alpha-7-like. Bases 668 to 2335 code for a protein of 555 amino acids. Gene Ontology annotation, cellular component: neuron projection; postsynaptic membrane; synapse. Lineage: Eukaryota; Metazoa; Arthropoda; Insecta; Hymenoptera; Cynipidae. The transcript is spliced from 13 exons. Gene Ontology annotation, biological process: chemical synaptic transmission; signal transduction; monoatomic ion transmembrane transport. The record is from RefSeq and is a predicted model, not a curated record. Gene Ontology annotation, molecular function: transmembrane signaling receptor activity; acetylcholine-gated monoatomic cation-selective channel activity.